AUGGCAAGGGAAAAGCAAUGUCUACUUCUCAUGGCUCAAGGCGAAGGUACAGAUGUGGCAAACAGAAAAAUAACGCCAACUGUGGAGAAAGGCCAGUGUCAGCAACCGGACAUAAACCAAUUUGACCGACGCACCCAGAACAAACUUUUGGAGCAGAAGAGACGGGAUUCCUUGAAGAACUCCAUAGAUAAUCUGAAGAAUGCCCUUCCUGAUGGCCGUAACCUGACAGACCAGACUCAGCAGAGUGUACUAUUAAAAGCCCAGAACUACAUUAAGGACAUGCUUGGAAAACAACAAAGAAAUAAAACAUGUAUGGAAGACAUUGAGACCCUCAAGUCUAAAAACAGCACCAUGGAAGAUAGCAUUGCUAUGCUGAAGCAAGAGUACGACAUCCUUAGUAACAUGGAAUGCAACCUUGGACCGCCCUGAUUUCAACAAUUUUGCCAAAGAGAAACUUCAGACAACAGAAAUGGCUUGUAACUCCAGUUGCUAGCCUAACAGCAUAUCAAUUGUCUUCCAGUUCAAGAAAGAAGAAACUGCCAAAAGGAAACCAAGUAAAUUUUGAUGAUCUUUUUGUCUGCACCAUAUUUGGGUGUGAGUUUCUGUUAAAAAAGUUGUAUCAAAGGCCACAUUUUUUAUCAACACAAUCGUCAACAUUGGGUUUUAGUUUUUGACGAAUUGUUGUGACGAUCGAAUGUUUUUACAACAUGUUUGUGUUUUCUUUUGUUGUUUUAAAAUAUUGUUUAUUUUUUGGUUGUUCUUGGUUUGAACUUUUUUAACGUUAAUAAUUUUUGUCAACCAUAACUUAAUUUUCAACUUUUCAGCUUUUAAUUUCCUCCAAGAGUUCACAAAAAUUAUUUGUGCAAACACUUUAUUGACUCCUUUUAAUUUUUCCAAUUUUAUUUUUUAUCUUAGUUUCAAUUUGAUUAAGUGAGUUGUACUUGUUUGGCCAAAAAAGUCUUCUUAGUACAGAACUGUAUAAAAGUACAAACAUAAUGAUCACAAGAGGGCGCUCUUUACUUUUUCUGUCAGCUUGAAAGACCAAAAUAGUUUAUCUUGUUGUAUUGUUCCCUGUUUGCAUAUGAUUUUGAGCAGCCUUUUCUCAAAAAAGGAAAUGCACCAGUCUAUCUAUACCCUUCCAGUCUCACUUUGGUCACAUUCAUUUCAGUGGAAGAUGAACAAAAUGGCUGCUGAUAAAGAUGCAUAAAUCCUGCUAUCGUUUUAUUAGUGUAAAUAAAAUAGUUUCCACUAUCGGCCCUUUUUUGUUAAAUAAGCUUAUUUUGAGUGCUGCAUUUCAACUACAACAUUUUUUUGCUCCUUCUCAAUUUAAUUAUUAUUACUGUUGUUUUUUAGAGAGCAUACAUGUACGCAUUUAAAGAAAGAAAUUGUUUGAAACACAGAAAAUUUCUAUGCAAUAAGAGGAGCAAAGUUGUAAGAUAUUGAAAUAAUUAUAAUUCUCUUUAAUUCGGUAAUCAUGGUGUAGGAUUGAGACAGGCUGAUUUAUAAUCAGUUGCCUAAUAAUAACAUGUUGACUCUGAGAGUACGCAGGACAAUGUAAAAUCAGUGCCCAAUUUCAGGCUCUGCUUACCGUAAACACAUAAAUUGGCUGGUACGAUUGAAGAAAAAAAUCCACAUGAAUGUUAAGCAUAGGCUGACAUCACAAAUAAACAAGGGACUCUCAGUUGCCCAUGUUGCUUAGCAUGUUUAACAUAUUUAAGCGGCUACUGUAAAACUGUGGUAUUAAUUUUGAAUAUGGAGAACUGUGACUAAGUGUAGAUUUACUCGGUAAGCAAAGCCAUGAAAAUGGGCCAAGUUUAUUGCUUUACAAUGUUAGCUCUGUAAAGGGACGGUACAUCGUUGAUAGACAGAGUACAGAAUUGGUAAUUAUCACCCCCCACAAAAAAGGGGAAACAAAUAAAAAAUCAGUUUGAAUCUGAAAGUCCAUUGAAUACAAAGUAAAUUUCGGUCACAAUCCUCGAAAGAAAAGGAACGAAGCCAUCUGACUUUCAAAGAUGCAGAUUCACCAUUGCUCAUUUCAAUAUCAGCAAAAGCUAACAUGAGCGAGGGAGUACAAAAUCUGACAAUCUUUUGCGAUAUUUGUGUCGUUUCCACAGACACAUGACCACUAUUUAGAUGAGAUUCUCACAUUUAGUACUCUGGUGUUUUUUUUUGCAAACUAGGGGAAGGGAAUUCAGUUACUCUUACAAUGUACUGUCCCCUUUAACGAGAGUGUGAUUUUAAAGUUAUACUUAUCACUUUGGUGUUUGUUCAAGUACUAACCAUCUUGAGAAAUGUUUAUUUCUAAAUUGGAUUUUAUCUUGUUGAUGAUUAUAAAGUAGGUUGAGCUCUUUUUUGCUUGCUUAAUGAAACAUGGAAGGAAUCUUUGAAAACAAGUUUUGGGUUAAAGAAUUUGUUUUUUAAUUUACCUACAACCUUGAGUCUCCGAAUUCCAAAUAUUUUUUUUUUUUACAAUUGGUGCUCAUGUUUUUAUGAAAGACUUUUGCUAAAUAAAAUGAUCACUAAUUCUGCUGCGACUUUUUGCCGCUCUGUAAAUUUGACAGUGUACAAAAACAAAGACCAACAUAAAGAGGUUAUUUUUAAUCAGUUGCUAUAUUAAUAAGUUGUUCAGUUUGAUAACCUAGCCAAAAUUUUUUUGGGUUGCCCCGGCCUUUUUAAUUUAUAUGUUUGAAGGAAAACAUAUUGAUGUUUAAACAAAAUUACAAAAAAUUAAUUUAAUAUAAUUUAUCCAGGAAUGGGAAUGGGAAACUUUUCAGGGCACUUCUUCUUUUUGUAAAUCCUCCAUUCUCAAGAUUGUGCAAAUGCUUAUUAAUCAUGUAAAACAUGGAAAGUUACAUGCUACAUGUAUCUCUGCACCCACCUAGAGUGUCAAGUCCCGAAAUUGAGAGAAUAUCAUUAAUAAUUAAAUUAUGCAAACCCAAAUUUUGUUUUUGUUUUUGGUGGCAAAAACUCUUAUUGCAUAAUACAUCACAGAAUUAUUUAUUAAUGUGUUAUUUAUCUAGCAUUGAACUUUUGCCUAUUUAUUAAAUAUUAACUACUCUAUGGCAAGUCUAUUUAUUAAUUGUUUAAAUAGUAACAAUUUUCCUUCCUGAAUUUCAUUUAAAUAUAAAAUUUAUUUUGUACAUUUUGUUUCCAAAUCCAAGAGGUUUUGUUUUUUAAAUCUACAGAACCACAUAAACAUGCACAGCUCAUCAGCUCCGAAUUUAAUUACAGCUACUUCCUACAAGUUUGCUUAUUAGCUUUAAAAAACUGCUUAAAAAAACAACAUCAACAGCCAAAUAUUAUGCAAUGUACAUUACCCUGUGACUGGUCCCUUAAUCUUGCUAAGCAUGCUGUAGGCCUAGUUGCUUGGUGAUGUCAUGAGUGGGCCAGAGAAGUUAUACCAGUCUGAAGGAUACCAGUCUGAAGUUGAACUGAUUUGUUUAGAGCAACUUUUUAUUCCACCUGUAAUGACCUUAUACUGUUAGUCAUGUUUAAGUUUACCCAAGCUUUGAUCAAAAUGAUUUUAAGCUUCAAGAGUUAGAACUGAAUUUCAUGCAGGGUGUUUGCAGAGAAUUGGAAACCCCAAGGUAUGCCAAUAUUAUCCAAGCUCUAACAUUCAGAUGAUGUGUUACCAUUUAAGUGAAGUAUAUUGAAGUAUUUAACAGACCCCAGUCUCUACCCAAAGACAUGGGGUUAGAGGGUAGAUUAUGCCCUUAA
Messenger RNA from Asterias rubens (European starfish), 3717 nucleotides. RefSeq lists its product as uncharacterized. NCBI's taxonomy places the organism in Eukaryota, Metazoa, Echinodermata, Asteroidea, Forcipulatida, Asteriidae. Gene Ontology annotation, cellular component: RNA polymerase II transcription regulator complex. Bases 1 to 429 code for a protein of 142 amino acids. The transcript has 6 exons. The record is from RefSeq and is a predicted model, not a curated record. Gene Ontology annotation, molecular function: protein dimerization activity; DNA-binding transcription factor activity. Gene Ontology annotation, biological process: positive regulation of transcription by RNA polymerase II.